Schistosoma mattheei is the source of this 572-nucleotide messenger RNA. The record is from the annotation of a GenBank genome assembly. NCBI's taxonomy places the organism in Eukaryota, Metazoa, Platyhelminthes, Trematoda, Strigeidida, Schistosomatidae.
UCAAUUCCUGGGAAUAAAAUGACAUUGAAACAAAUCAACUUUAUUCCAUUCUUCUUUGAAAUAACACUGUUCUUUAAUCAAUAUAAAUUAUGUACAUAUUUUACAUUCAUUAUUUCAUAAUCAUUUCAAUGUUUACAAUAGUUCAUUCAAUCUUUUUAACAAGUAUAUUACAUUACUUUAUAAUAACAGCUGAUGAAAGUCGACCAAACGACAAUCAUAAUAAGAAUGUAUAUAAUAGUAAUAAUAAUAAUAAUAAAUGUAUUAUUAUAGAAGAAAUCUUGAUUAGUACAUUUGUAUGUGAUUUAAUGUUUCUUUAUGAUCAUUAUACACCGAAAAAUACAUCAAAGACUUCACUGAUAUUAAAUAUCUUAAAUGAAAAUCAACAUUUUCAAAUUAUUGAUAAUCAUCAAUUAGUAACAAGAGGACGUAUUGAUCGUGAAUAUUAUGUAUUUGAAAAAUUAUGCCAAAAUAUUCAAAAGAAUAAUAAUAUGAUAAUGAAUUUUGACGAGGAUUAUUCCUUAUUAAAUGAAGGAAUUCAUAAAGCUACUGAUGAUCAGUCUAAUUUUCUUUGA